This is a messenger RNA of Paramuricea clavata, 681 nucleotides long. NCBI's taxonomy places the organism in Eukaryota, Metazoa, Cnidaria, Anthozoa, Malacalcyonacea, Plexauridae. The record is from the annotation of a GenBank genome assembly.
AUGAGCUGCACUCUUUGUCGUGGUAUAAUAGAGAAAGCUUAUCAGCGUUACCUGGUAGAUGGAAAGGCAAAGUUCGAUGUACGUGCUUCUCUCUCUGGUCUGCCUUUUGCCGUAGAAAUCGACUCUGUAUAUAUUUGUAAAUCGUGUUUGGACAAGCUAAAGAAACUUGACAAUCUAAAAAGACAGGAACGGGAACUGCUUUCUAUACUAAAAGGGCUUGUCACUUCGAGUAAACGCGUCCUAGAAACUGGCGAAAGUUCUCUUGCCAGCUCGCCGCCAGAAUCGCUUGAACGUGUUAAUAUAGCGAAAAGAACAUGUAUUGAAUCUACGUUUAGACCGUUUGUAGCACCUUUAUCACCUGUAUCAGUGCAAACUGGUUGUUGGUCGUCGAUUCCUAGUGUAGAAAGCCCUUCUUCAUCGCGUGAUAGCUCGGUUGUUCACCAUUCGACACCAAGUAAACAGCCAGACACAUUCCCAACAAGCUCACGACAAUCUGGUGUUGUAACUGUAAAGUUACAGUGGUCAAAUGAUAAAAAAAAUCAAAAAAAAAAAAAAAUCUUCCAAAAUCUUCCGCUAAAGAUCUUCAAACGAUUGUCAAGGAGUUACUACAUCAACAGGCUCUGGUCAGAGUACCUGGGAGGUCUUAUAGCUUUUAUGGGGGGGUUAAAUCUAGCUUGUUAG